Messenger RNA from Rosa chinensis, 735 nucleotides. Its product is annotated as radixin-like. Lineage: Eukaryota; Viridiplantae; Streptophyta; Magnoliopsida; Rosales; Rosaceae. The coding region runs from base 1 to 735 and encodes 244 amino acids. The record is from RefSeq and is a predicted model, not a curated record. The transcript has a single exon.
AUGGAAAUAGAGAAAAAGGGCUUGGAAGAAAAAAAUAAGCAAAUUGGAGAAACAACUGGAAAAAGAGAAAAGAAAGUUGACCACAUUAAUGAAAAGGAUAGGGAUGUGAAAGAAGAAACUGAUGAAAACAGAAACAGUGAGAAGAUGGAGACAGAGAUAGGGAAGAACGACGAAGAGAAGAACGAAUUACAGAGAAAGCUGGAGAGAAAGGAAGAAGAGCUAAGUGCUUUGAAAAAAGAAGUUGAGGAGAAAGAAAAGGAAAUUGGCAGAAUAAACAAAGAGAAGGGGGAUGUGUUAGAGGAAAAUAUGGUGUUGAAAAUUGAGAAAUCAUCCCUGAAUUCAAGAGUGAAGCAAUUGGAGAGCAUAGUGAUGGCACUUACUGAGAAGUAUGAGUCGCCAAUUGCACGUCCAGGUGAUGACAACGUCUCAACGCCUCCUCCCCCACCGCCUAGUUUCCUUCCGCCAAAAUCAAAGGCCUCUCAGGACAAGCCAACUGAUAGCAAGCACUCCAAAAACACAAAAUCUCAAUGCGGUAUUCAGGCAACUCAACCACAACCUACCUACUCCACAGCAAGCGCAUCUGAGAUGACAUUUACGGCACCUCACUCAACCGACCGAGGACAUCAGUCACCACUUCAGUGCCUCGCCCAAGCAACUGCACAGAUUCAUUCACUAACCUUUCCUGAUGUUAAAUUGGGAACAACAGAAGAUGCUUGCACAGCGAAUAUUGCUUGA